Molecule: messenger RNA, 1512 nt
Organism: Syngnathoides biaculeatus (alligator pipefish)
Lineage: Eukaryota; Metazoa; Chordata; Actinopteri; Syngnathiformes; Syngnathidae
Product: nicotinate-nucleotide pyrophosphorylase [carboxylating]-like
Exons: 5
Coding region: 7-981 (324 amino acids)
Biological process (GO): NAD+ biosynthetic process; quinolinate catabolic process
Cellular component (GO): cytoplasm
Molecular function (GO): nicotinate-nucleotide diphosphorylase (carboxylating) activity
Source: RefSeq, a predicted model, not a curated record
UCCAACAUGCACAAAGGGUCAAAUUCCACGUCGCGUUUUUCUAUGGUUAAUGGAGUCAGUCAACGACAGGAAAAGCUGCAUCACGCAAGAAAAAUGCUUUCCUCCAAACACAUACCCGCCCACUCAAUCCCACCUCACGCUGUGAUGCGGCUGGCAAAAGCAUGGCUUGCCGAGGACACCCCAAACUUUGAUCCGGCAGGAGUGUGUGUGGGAUUUCAGGAAGUUGAAGCAAGACUGUUGUGUAAAAGUCCACACAGUAUCUUGGCAGGAAGUCCCUUCUUUACUGCUGUGUUCACGGAGGUCGGCUGCACUGUGGAUUGGAUUUACCAGGAUGGAGAUGAAAUGGGCCCAGAUACUGUCACGCUUACUGCUGUGGUUCGGGGUCCGGCCAGAUGUCUCCUCCUGGGUGAAAGGCCAGCUCUAAACUGUAUUGCCCGGGCCUCGGGGAUUGCCACUCGGUGUUCUCAACUCCGAAAAAUGGCAACAGCAAAAGGAUGGCACGGUGAAGUGGCAGGAACACGUAAAACGACCCCAGGCUUCCGAUUGGUGGAGAAGUACGCUAUGCUGGUGGGUGGUGUGUCCAUGCACAGGCAGGAUUUGAGUGGAAUGGUGAUGCUGAAGGACAACCAUGUCUGGGCUUCAGGAAGCAUCACAGAGGCUGUGAAAGCCGGCAGGUCGGUGUGUGGUUUCAGCAGUAAGAUUGAGGUGGAGUGUCGUUCCACAGAAGAAGCCAUGGAGGCAGCCACAGCUGGAGCAGAUAUAGUUAUGCUUGACAAUUUUCAGCCACAGGCGCUCCAUCUUGCAGCUGGCGCACUAAAGCAAGAAUUCCAAGGUCUGCUGAUAGAAGCCAGCGGAGGAGUGACACCAGAAAAUCUAGUCGAGUAUUUCUCUCCAUAUGUGGACAUAAUCUCCAUGGGUUGUAUUACACAAGGGUGCCCAGUUGUGGACUUUUCACUAAAGGUUCAAAAGCCCGUUUCCUAGUCAGACCUCCAUGAAGGAGUGGCACUGGAAACAUGUUGUACAUUCACCUAAAAGUAAUUUCAAUGAUUUACUUGCAUUAAAAAUAGGUCACAAGUGAGAAGAAAGGGGUGACAUCACCCCGCUUCCAUAAUAGUUCCAUAAUAGUUUAUUCACAUUCACUCUUCAUUCUGCAAAAAGAGCUUUAGAAUAGUCCAUAAGGUACUGUCUUGUCUAUGUAUGUCUAAGGCAGGAGCACCCAAACUUUUUUGCCCCAAGAUUGACUUUUCAAGCAGCCGACCUUCGGCGAUUUACUCACCAGAUCUGGGGGCGGAGAACGCAUGCGCAAGACUGUACCGUCACCGGCCGUGAAAAAAUCAAGAGACAUAAAUAGGAGGCCAACUAGCCAGGUUGCUAGAGUAUGCUUUUACAGUAUGUGCGCAUGUGCAGUGGUAGAGUAUGCUUUUAUGUACGCAUGUGCAGUGACAUGUCAGAAUAGGCUUUGAUGGAAACUGACAUCAUUUUCUUUUCCUGUCACGCGGUCCACAUGAUAAA